AUGUCGCAUUCUGACUGCGAGGGCGCGCCUAUUCCUGGUCCUUAUGGGGAAAUUUACCAAGUCAAUGCGCUGGGUGAAACCAUCGUCGUUGUCAACUCUCCAGCUCUGGUUGCCGAGGUCUGUGAUGAGAGCAGAUUUCAAAAACAGAUCGAUGGCGGCCUGAGAGAAAUGCGAUCAGCCCUGAACAACGGUCUCAUAACCGCGGAGACAAGCGAUCCGGCAUGGAGGGUUGCUCACCGCAUUGCGAUGCCCUGUUUCUCCCCUGUGAAGAUCCGAGAACUCUUUGAUGAUAUGAAAGAUAUUGUCUCGCAGUUAUGUCUGAAGUGGGCAAGGCUUGGGCCAUCGUACGUAAUCGAUGUCAAUGUCGAUUUGACGCGUAUGGCCUUGGACGUAGUUGGCCUUUGUGCAAUGGGAUAUCGAUUCAACACCUUCUACGACCACAAUCAGGUUCAUCCAUUUGCCGAAGCACUGAAUAGCUGGUUAUUAGAAGUGGACGCCCGAAGUUGGCGCCUUCCUUUCGGCAACAAUUUGCAUCCCUUCAGGACGAAGAAGUACUACGAAGAUAUUGACACAAUGCGCCGAAUCACUCAGGAGGUCAUAGACGAGAGACGGCACGACCUGUCAUCAGAGAAAAAGAAUGAUCUGCUGGCAGCGAUGAUGGAAGGUAGAGACGCAGAGACCGGUGCCAGGCUUAGCAAUGAGAGCCUGAUUGACAAUAUCCUGAGCCUGCUGGGUGCCGGACACGAGACGACUUCCGGAACAUUGUCCUUUGCGCUAUAUUUUCUGUUACAUCAUCCGGGGGCGCUGACGAGAGCACAGCAAGAAGUGGAUCGAGUUCUCGGUAACGAGCCGCUUUGCGUUGACCAUCUCUCCAAGCUGCCAUACAUAGACGCCAUCAUCAGGGAGACGCUGCGCUUGCAGCCUACAGUACCACUGUUUGGCCGAGCGUCGCGCGAGGAUGAGAUUAUCGGUGGUCGAUAUCAAAUCAGAAAGGGAAAUCGCAUCUUUGUUUGUUUAUUUGCAUCGCAGAGAGACCCCAAGGUCUUUGGGGAUGACGCUGACCAGUGGAGACCCGAACGAAUGCUGGGCGAGAGAUUCAAAGAACUUCCCGCGGGAGCCUGGAAACCAUUUGGCACUGGGGCGCGGGCGUGCAUCGGACGUCCGUUUGCAUGGCAGGAAGCUCAGAUUACACUUGCGAUGUUGCUACACACGUUUAACUUUGAGAUGGAUGAUCCGUCCUACCAGCUUCAUUGGAAGGACGCCAUCACACUCAAUCCCCUUGACUUCAAAAUCCGUGCUCGCUUGAGAGAUAACGGCAAGUACACGCAGUUAUUGAACAAUGUGCCCAAUAUGGAUUUUGCUUUCGAAGGCAACGCCAUCCAGCUAGACCAGCCUAAAGAGGAUCCGAGUCUGGCCCCUAUCACUGUAUUAUACGGCUCUGACAACGGCACGGCUCGGUCUCUGGCCCAUCGCUUCGCAUCCGGUGCGGCACAAUAUGGGCAUCGGGCGAUGAUUGAUACCCUGGACUCAUAUAAAGAAAGGCUGCCAAAAGACCGUCCCGUAAUCAUCUUCGUGUCGACGUACAACGGCGAGCCACCGAUGAAUGCCUCACAUUUCGUGAGCUGGGUACAGAGUCUGUCUGGAGAUGAGCUGCAGGGCGUCAAUUAUGCCGUGUUUGGCUGUGGACAUCGCGACUGGCACGCAACGUUUCAGAGGAUACCUCGUCUCAUCGACAACCACAUGCAUCAAAGAGGGGCGAACCGGCUUUUCCCUCUGUAUACUGCCGACGCGUCGAUUAGUGACAUGGUCACCAAUUUGAGAGAGUGGGAAAAGCAAAUCUGGCCGGUCCUAUUGAACAGCAAUGGCAUGUCCUCAGAAACAGUCACAAAUCCAAACAAUUCCAUCGUGUUUGAUCACCUUUCAACGGCUAACUUCCUUGAAUCUGGUCUUUGCAAGGCAUACGUCUCCGACACGAGGGUGCUAACUACGUCAAACUCGCAAGUCAAGAAGCACAUGGAAAUCCAACUUCCAUCUGGAUCCGCGUACAAGGCGGGUGAUUAUAUUGCAAUUCUGCCCGUUAAUCCGCCAGAGACUGUGCAGCGCGUUUUAGCACGGCUUCAGUUAUCUUGGGACAGUGUGCUUGGUAACAGCCACGUUCAGAAGGCAGAGCAUCAGUCAAAUGCUCAGACGACAGCCCAUGAGAUGUUCAGUCGCUACGUGGAGUUGAAUCAGCCAGUUUCCAAGGGCGGCAUGCGAGACUUGGCUGACCUUGCUAAUGACGAACCCACAAAACGGGCCCUGGAACAGCUCAGUGAGGAGUUGGAUCAACAUCAGUUCUCUGUUCUGGACGUACUGGAGCAACAUAGAACCAUCCAGAUCAGCGUGGAGAAAUACCUCGCAAUGCUCCCUCCCUUGCGCGUUCGGACUUACUCCAUAUCAUCGUCUCCUCUGCAGGAUCCUGCCAGAGCAACAAUCACCUAUUCAGUCGUUCACCAGCCACCAACCGAUCUGCACCGCUCUGCACUCCUCGGCGUCACUUCCAAUUACCUAGCUUGGCUUGCUCCUGGCAGCCUCAUCAACAUGUCCAUUCGCUCCCCACGACACAAUUUCACUCUUCCCCAGGACCCCAAAUCGAAACCUCUUCUCAUGAUAGCCGCAGGAGCCGGAAUCGCUCCGUUCCGCGGGUUUGCGCAGGAGCGAUUUGCUGUCAUCCAAGCACGGAAAGACACCAGCAGCUUGGCGCCUGCGUUGUUAUUCUUCGGUUGUAGAGACAGCGAGCUUGACGAUCUCUAUCGCGAGGAAUUCGAUGCUUGGGAGGCGGCCGGUGCGGUCAAGUGCUACCGAGCCUACAGCCGACCUUCCAGCGGCAAGGGUCAGUAUGUUCAGGAUGUGCUUCAAGAGCAUGAAGGAGAGGUUCGAGACCUCUGGGCCCGAGGGGCGAAUUGCUAUGUCUGUGGAGCGCCUAGGAUGGCGGAAGGCGUGAAAAUGGUUAUGAAAGGUAUUUGUGGCGAUAUCAGUGAAGAUCGCUACUUGGUCGAGAUCUUCUCUUGA
This is a messenger RNA of Aspergillus melleus, 3051 nucleotides long. RefSeq names its product bifunctional cytochrome P450/NADPH--P450 reductase. Gene Ontology annotation, molecular function: heme binding; FMN binding; aromatase activity. NCBI's taxonomy places the organism in Eukaryota, Fungi, Ascomycota, Eurotiomycetes, Eurotiales, Aspergillaceae. Bases 1 to 3051 code for a protein of 1016 amino acids. The transcript has 6 exons. Gene Ontology annotation, cellular component: cytosol. The record is from RefSeq and is a predicted model, not a curated record.